Messenger RNA from Ostreobium quekettii, 1269 nucleotides. The record is from the annotation of a GenBank genome assembly. Lineage: Eukaryota; Viridiplantae; Chlorophyta; Ulvophyceae; Bryopsidales; Ostreobiaceae.
AUGAUUGGGGCGAGGCUGGCCCGCCUGGGCGUGCCGGCCAUCAUACUCGAGAGGAGGGCCCGGCCCGGAGAUUCCUGGCGGCACCGCUACGCCUCACUUGCCACGCACGAUCCCGUGUGGAUGAACCACCUGCCCUACAUUCCGUUCCCCUCCCACUGGCCCACCUACUUCCCCAAGGACAAGCUGGCUGACUGGUUGGAGAUGUACGUCAAGGUGAUGGAGCUCAACUACUGGGGAGGGUCGGCCUGCACGGGCGCAGCAUAUGACGAAGGCGAAGGGGUUUGGAGGGUGACGGUGGACAAGGGCGGGGCGGAGGUGACGCUGCGGCCGCGGCAGCUGGUGCUGGCCACGGGUGUGCACGGGGCGCCAUUCGUGCCGGACUUUCCCGGGGCGGCGUCCUUCAAGGGCCCCCAAGUACAUUCAGGCAACUACAAGGGGGACGAGGAGUGGGAGGGACUCAGGUGUGUCGUCAUCGGCUCCAACAACUCUGCCCACGACAUCUGCCACGACUUGUGGGAGCGCGGCGCCCUGCCCACGAUGAUACAGCGAACGUCCACGCACGUCACAAGGUCCGCCGUCUGGCAGGACAUGUACCUCAAGCCGCUGUACUCCGAGGAGGCCCUGGCGUCGGGCAUGACCACAGACAAGGCGGACAUGAUAUUCGCCUCCAUCCCUUACAGAGUGCACGCCGUCUUGGACGUGCCCACGUACACGGCGAUGGCCAAGCGGGACGCCCCAUUCUACAAGCGCCUCACGGACGUGGGGUUCCUGCUGGACUUUGGCGAGGACGGGUCGGGGCUGUUCAUGAAGUGGCUGCGGCGGGGGGCGGGGUUCUACAUCGACACAGGCGCCUCGGAUCUGAUCAGCAGCGGCGACAUCGGCCUGAAGAGCAGCGUUGGCGUGGACAGCAUCGGCGAAGCUUCCGUGAAGCUGACCGACGGCACCGUCCUCCCCGCUGACGUCAUCGUCUACGCCACGGGCUGGGCCAGCCUCAGCGACUCCCUGGGGAAGAUGACAUCACCGGAAGUUGCUGGGAAGGUGGGCCGGUGCUGGGGCCUGGGGUCCAACACCACCGGGGACCCGGGCCCCUGGGAGGGCGAGCUGCGCAACAUGUACAAGCCCACGGCCCAGCGCGGGCUGUGGAUAUUUGGCGGGAGUUUCAUGCAGUGCAGGUUCUAUUCUCAGUUCCUGGCGCUGCAGGUCAAGGCUCGGAUGGAGGGGCUGCACACGCCGGUGUACGGCGGCCCGGAGGUGGCCACUGCGAAUUGA